AUGUCGCUGAGCUUGGGCAGCGGCACGAGCAAGACCUGCAGCACGGUUAGACUCGAAAUUCUGGAGUUACAAUUAGCCUCACACGCUUCACGAACCCCAGCAGGAGGUAGUCGCUGGCUUGAUAUUCAUCUAUGGCUUCAACGGCGCCUCGCUGAGUACUUGAGCCAAAAUGGAGGUUUGUCUCCUUUUGGGCCACAGGACUGGCUUCCCAAAGACGACGCUUUCCAAGACGUUAGGCUCAACACCUUCGGCCACCUAUCAGGCCUGAGCCACAACCCGACUCUCAACGUUACGGGUUUUGUGCGAUGUCGACUUGAAGAUAUUCACGACUUUCCGGGUAUCACUCGUGGGGAAGUGUAA
This is a messenger RNA of Lindgomyces ingoldianus, 360 nucleotides long. RefSeq lists its product as uncharacterized. The transcript has 2 exons. Bases 1 to 360 code for a protein of 119 amino acids. Lineage: Eukaryota; Fungi; Ascomycota; Dothideomycetes; Pleosporales; Lindgomycetaceae. The record is from RefSeq and is a predicted model, not a curated record.